GGAGUCAAGUUCCUGCACACAGAUGGAGAGAAAUACUGUGCAAGUGAAGAGUGGACAGGCAGGUUAAAUAAGAACAGACAAGGCAGUUUCAGUAAAACACGAAGCCUAUGCAACAAAAGGAAGUGUUAGAGGCAGAAUUAUAAAGAGGUUCUUGAUAGCGUUACUGGAUCCCCCCUUCUGAGAGAGCAGCAGCAGCACCUGCGAGUGCUGAUCUUCUCCCUCCUGGCAGGAUGAUCAGUAACGAUUAUCUGAUUGAGUGCAAGUUGGAUCCAGAAGACCCUCAUUUGCAGGAGCCGGGAUCUCCCAUGUUCCUGCAGUCCGCUAUCAACACACCACCCAAAGCAGACCCUCGGGACCCACGUGGGAUCAACCAGCACCUUAAGCUGGAAUUCUCCGACAUUCUUGCUGAACCUUCCUCGUUUCGCAGCUUUGACAGGGUUUGGACCUGGAGUGACAUCGUCUUUGAGAGUUCGCGCCUCUGGUGCUACCGCAUCAUCUCGCUGCUGUGUGCUGUGCCCGUCUCCCUGUUCUCGGGCUUUCUCUUUGCCUGCCUAGGCUGCCUGCACAUCUGGUGUGUGAUGCCCUGCAUCCAGCUCUGCACAAUGGCAAUGCCUCCGGUUCGCACCCUCUGGGCCAGCAUCCUGGAUGUUGUGGUGGCCCCACUUUUCACCAGUCUGGGCCGCUGCUGCAGCGCCAUCUACCUCACCGUUACUCAGAAGUGACACAGAGACGCCUCCCCCCCCCCCCCCGACCCAUGUGCCAAAGACUUUCCUUCCCAUUUCACUCAGAUCCACUAAACAGGCUGGAUUUCACAGCAUAGAGUAGAACUCCCAGGGAGCUUUUAGCCUUGGGUCAGAAAAGAGGAAUUGUGGGCGAGGGAGCAGGUCAGAGGGAAGGAAAACAAGGAGGCCAGAGGACGAGGGGAAUGGCGCUUCAGAGAGAGGUCUCAAAAUGAAACAUCCGUAUUCUAUUCUCUUAUUGUCAUGCCCCUGCUUUGUCCAGACCUGCAGAAAGAAUUCCACAUUAUUCUAGGAGUGGGCUCUCCAUAGUCCUCCCUGUGAUCCUUGGAUGAAGGGUGGUCUACAUUUUUUAAUAAUAAUAAUAAUAAUAAUAAUAAUAAUAAUAGGUGAGGAACUUUCAAAACUACCCUCCUCCGUCCCUGAGAUUCUAGCUGGCUCAUCUGUCGGUUAGUAUCUCAGAGACAGGGAUGGGGAUCCACCUGGCUUUGCACACAAGACGGUCUCUGGCCAUGCUGUCUGGGGCUAAAGGGAGCUGAAGUCCAGCCACCUCUGGCCUAACCCUGACUGACAGCCCACAUAAGAAUCUCCUCCAGGAAAAGUAACGCUGGGAUUAGCCUUCUGACAUUUUGCACAUGGGGGGGGCAGGAGGGGGACUAGGGCAACUCCAGACUCAGUGCUGGGCUCUGGCAGAAGAUAUGUUCAUUUCUGUGGGAAGCAGCCCCCACUCCCUCCAGCCCUUCCUCCCACAGCAAUAGCUGAGAUGUAAAGCUCCGUCGUCGUCUCCCCCUUUAUUUAAUAAAACAAAAAACGUUGAUUUGCUUCCCCUUGUGUUUGAAUUCUUUUGAUUCUGUUCUGGCAAACCAGGCACAAACGUGUGUUAAAGGGACGGGAUGAAGGAGGAAAAGGUUCUGUGCCUCACAGAGGGGUUGCAGAGGACAUAUCCCCCAACAGCCUUAACU
Messenger RNA from Podarcis muralis (Common wall lizard), 1699 nucleotides. RefSeq names its product caveolin-2-like. Lineage: Eukaryota; Metazoa; Chordata; Lepidosauria; Squamata; Lacertidae. The record is from RefSeq and is a predicted model, not a curated record. Gene Ontology annotation, cellular component: caveola; sarcolemma; focal adhesion. Gene Ontology annotation, molecular function: molecular adaptor activity. Gene Ontology annotation, biological process: cell differentiation; caveola assembly; regulation of cytosolic calcium ion concentration.